GGAGGACAGAAAAAGAAGGAGAACCUGCUGGCUGAGAAGGUGGAGCAGCUGAUGGAAUGGAGCUCCAGGCGCUCGGUGAUCCGCAUGAACGGGGACAAGUUCCGGAGGUUCGUCAAGGCUCCCCCCAGGAACUACUCUGUGCUGGUGAUGUUCACUGCUCUGCAGCCACAGCGGCAGUGCUCUGUCUGCAGGCAAGCCAAUGAAGAGUACCAGGUGCUGGCUAACUCCUGGCGCUACUCCUCUGCUUUUUCCAACAAGCUGUUCUUCACCAUCGUGGAUUAUGAUGAAGGGGCAGAUGUGUUUCAGCAGCUGAAUAUGAACUCUGCUCCGACUUUCAUGCAUUUUCCUCCUAAAGGUAAACCCAAGAGAGCUGACACGUUUGACCUGCAGAGGAUUGGGUUUGCAGCUGAGCAGCUGGCUAAAUGGAUAGCUGACAGGACAGACGUUCAUAUUAGAGUGUUCAGGCCUCCCAACUACUCUGGUACGAUUGCCCUGGCUCUGCUGGUCUCCCUGGUCGGGGGCUUGUUGUAUCUGCGGAGGAAUAACCUGGAGUUCAUCUACAACAAAACUGGCUGGGCCAUGGCUGCUCUGUGUGUUGUGUUUGCUAUGACAUCUGGCCAGAUGUGGAAUCACAUCCGUGGACCCCCAUAUGCACAUAAAAACCCUCAGAAUGGACAAGUGAGUUACAUCCAUGGAAGCAGCCAGGCCCAGUUUGUUGCAGAAUCCCACAUUAUUCUUCUGCUGAAUGCUGCUAUCACCAUGGGAAUGGUGCUCCUGAAUGAAGCCGCGACCUCCAAAGGGGAUGUUGGAAAAAGGAGAAUAAUAUGUCUGGUGGGUUUGGGCCUGGUGGUCUUCUUCUUCAGCUUCCUGCUGUCGAUAUUCCGCUCCAAAUACCAUGGCUACCCAUACAGCUUCUUAAUUAAAUGAAUUCAAGAGGCACUCCUGUAGAGCUGCUCACCAUGAAGAUAAGCUGUGACUGAUGCUAUCUGCCCACCAGUGUUGCUCAUGUUCAGGAAUCCUUCCUUGGUUCAUCUGGUCUUGUGAUAACUUCUGUAGUAUGCUGAUAGAGAAGUGGAUGCAGUUUCAUGCAGUGACUUUGUAAUUUAUAGAAACAUAAAUCUCUCACUGGUAAGUCCUAAAGAGUUGUGAAUAGGUGGUGUGGUCAGGGCUGUAAAUAAACUUCAU
This is a messenger RNA of Indicator indicator, 1185 nucleotides long. Its product is annotated as tumor suppressor candidate 3. NCBI's taxonomy places the organism in Eukaryota, Metazoa, Chordata, Aves, Piciformes, Indicatoridae. The record is from RefSeq and is a predicted model, not a curated record. The coding region runs from base 52 to 927 and encodes 291 amino acids. Gene Ontology annotation, cellular component: oligosaccharyltransferase complex. The transcript is spliced from 10 exons.